Molecule: messenger RNA, 2793 nt
Organism: Ricinus communis (castor bean)
Lineage: Eukaryota; Viridiplantae; Streptophyta; Magnoliopsida; Malpighiales; Euphorbiaceae
Product: pyrophosphate-energized vacuolar membrane proton pump
Exons: 8
Coding region: 114-2429 (771 amino acids)
Biological process (GO): proton transmembrane transport
Cellular component (GO): membrane
Molecular function (GO): inorganic diphosphate phosphatase activity; diphosphate hydrolysis-driven proton transmembrane transporter activity
Source: RefSeq, a predicted model, not a curated record
CCGAAGAGCUUCGUUCUCUCUCUCUCACUAUCUGAAAACUCUCUCACCUAAGCUGUACGGUCAUCGGGGAAACUUCUCUUAGGGUUCAGGCGAGGAGGAGGAGGAGGAGAAGCAUGGGGUCAACUUUGUUAUCGGAUCUAGGAACGGAGGUUCUAGUGCCGGUAUGCGCGAUUGUCGGCAUCAUAUUCUCAUUAGUCCAGUGGUACUUAGUGUCGCGCGUGAAACUCACGUCUGAACGCCACGCGCCAGGUUCGUCGCCCAGUAGCGGUGGUGGUAACAAGAACGGUUAUAAUGAUUAUCUUAUUGAAGAAGAGGAAGGUCUGAAUGACCAAAGUGUCGUCGCUAAAUGCGCUGAAAUUCAAAGUGCAAUAUCUGAAGGUGCCACAUCUUUUCUGUUCACGGAAUAUCAGUAUGUUGGUAUUUUCAUGGUUGCUUUUGCAAUCUUGAUAUUCCUUUUCUUGGGUUCUGUUGAGGGCUUUAGCACAAAGAGCCGACCAUGUACUUUUGAUUCACAGAAGACUUGCAAACCAGCACUUGCUACUGCAAUAUUCAGUACUGUCUCAUUUUUACUUGGUGCCGUCACUUCAGUCCUCUCUGGUUUCCUGGGGAUGAAGAUUGCUACCUAUGCCAAUGCAAGAACUACCUUGGAAGCAAGAAAGGGAGUUGGAAAGGCUUUUAUUACUGCAUUUAGGUCUGGUGCAGUAAUGGGUUUUCUGCUUGCUGCAAAUGGUCUAUUGUUUCUUUAUAUUGCUAUAAAUCUCUUCAAGCUGUACUAUGGGGAUGACUGGGAAGGUCUCUUUGAAUCAAUUACUGGCUAUGGUCUUGGGGGAUCUUCUAUGGCUCUCUUUGGGAGGGUUGGUGGUGGUAUCUACACCAAAGCUGCCGAUGUUGGUGCUGAUCUUGUGGGAAAGGUUGAAAGAAACAUUCCAGAAGAUGAUCCAAGAAACCCAGCUGUCAUUGCUGACAAUGUUGGGGACAAUGUUGGAGACAUUGCUGGUAUGGGAUCUGAUCUUUUUGGCUCUUAUGCUGAAUCAUCUUGUGCUGCCCUUGUCGUUGCUUCCAUCUCCUCUUUUGGAAUCAACCAUGAGUUCACUGCCAUGCUAUAUCCUCUGCUUAUUAGUUCUGUGGGUAUCCUGGUUUGUUUGAUUACUACCCUCUUUGCCACUGAUUUCUUCGAAAUCAAGGCUGUGAAGGAAAUUGAACCGGCACUAAAGAAGCAGCUUGUUAUCUCCACUAUUCUUAUGACCGUGGGCAUUGCAAUUGUAACUUGGAUUGGCUUGCCUUCAUCUUUCACAAUUUUCAAUUUUGGUACUCAGAAGGUUGUUAAGAACUGGCAAUUGUUCUUGUGUGUGUCUGUUGGUCUUUGGGCUGGACUUAUUAUUGGAUUUGUUACCGAGUACUACACCAGCAAUGCUUAUAGCCCUGUGCAAGAUGUUGCCGACUCCUGCAGGACUGGAGCUGCCACUAAUGUCAUCUUUGGUCUUGCCUUGGGAUACAAAUCUGUCAUUAUUCCAAUUUUUGCCAUUGCAGCUAGCAUUUUUGUUAGUUUUAGUUUUGCGGCUAUGUAUGGCAUUGCUGUGGCUGCUCUUGGAAUGUUAAGCACAAUUGCCACUGGAUUGGCUAUUGAUGCUUAUGGCCCCAUUAGUGACAAUGCUGGAGGCAUUGCUGAGAUGGCUGGCAUGAGUCACCGCAUUCGAGAAAGGACUGAUGCUCUUGAUGCAGCUGGCAACACUACUGCUGCCAUUGGAAAGGGAUUUGCCAUUGGGUCUGCUGCUUUGGUGUCUUUGGCUUUAUUUGGUGCUUUUGUGAGCCGUGCAGCAAUUUCAACUGUUGACGUUUUGACCCCAAAGGUCUUCAUUGGUCUGAUAGUGGGUGCCAUGCUUCCUUACUGGUUUUCUGCAAUGACAAUGAAGAGUGUGGGAAGUGCAGCUCUGAAGAUGGUUGAGGAGGUUCGCAGGCAGUUCAACACUAUUCCUGGUCUUAUGGAGGGUCAUGCCAAGCCUGAUUACGCUACCUGUGUCAAGAUCUCUACUGAUGCAUCUAUCAAAGAGAUGAUUCCACCAGGUGCUCUGGUCAUGCUCACACCCCUCAUUGUUGGAACCUUCUUUGGUGUUGAGACUCUUUCUGGCGUGCUGGCUGGUUCCCUUGUCUCUGGCGUUCAGAUAGCAAUUUCUGCAUCCAACACUGGUGGUGCAUGGGAUAAUGCGAAGAAGUACAUUGAGGCUGGUGCAUCAGAGCAUGCUAGGUCACUAGGCCCCAAAGGUUCUGAGCCACACAAAGCAGCUGUAAUUGGAGACACCAUUGGUGAUCCACUUAAGGACACCUCAGGUCCAUCGCUCAACAUCCUUAUCAAGCUCAUGGCAGUUGAAUCUCUUGUUUUCGCACCCUUUUUCGCCACUCACGGUGGGCUGCUUUUCAAGAUAUUCUGAAGGGAAGGCGGGUAAUGGGAAAGGCAUAGGGGAAAGAAGGGUCAUUAUAUAACGGUUGCCUUGUCUUGUAGAAUCACAUCCAUCCUCAAUUCUAUUUCUGCAUUUAUCUUUUCUCCCAUUUAUAUGGGAUUUUUAAGUUAGUUUCCGUAGUUUAGCCAAAUACUAUUUUUGAUGGGCUGAUGAUGAUGAUAAUGAAAGACCGGUUACGUGGAGUGGGCGAGACAUGGUCUUGGCAGCAAAUUGUCAUUAGUGUUUUUAAGGAGAGUCUGAGAAUUUACCUUUACUCUUGUUUUGGAACACCCCAAGUUUUAAAAUUUUGUAUUGUUACCCUUUUUCUCUCACAGCUAAGUUGGCAUUUUGGACA